UGGAAGUGUUGUGAUGAUUUUUCCGCCUGUUCCAGGAGAGUUCACCGUUUUUCUUUGUUUACAGGUUCACCGUGUUGUCUCGUGAAAAAGUUUGACUUGUUUCAGGUAACCAAACAUCAGACGAGUCGUUACCUGUGCCGCCAGACAUGCAGACAGAGAAAGAGGAAGAGGAUGAUACAUCAGUUGAAGAGUAUGUUGCCCUGUCUAGUUUCACUGGAAGUGGCGGAGACCAGCUGAGUUUCACCAGUGGAGACAGACUGCUGGUUCACGCCAAGCCUUCAUCAGAGUGGUGGUGGGCAGAGCUGCAGGGGGUCAAAGGUUAUGUCCCUGCCGGCUACCUGCACCAGGAGGCUGCUGCUGAGGGGGAGGACUCCUCCCUGGAGGACCCGUGGCAGGAUGAAGAAUACUUUGGCAGCUAUGGGACUCUGAGGCUUCACUUGGAGAUGCUGUCAGAUAAAAGUCGCACUGAGACGUACCGGAAGGUUAUUCUCAGUAACAGCGAGUUUCUGAGGAAAAAGGUGGUGAUGGACCUCGGCUGUGGGACCGGCAUUAUCAGCCUGUUCUGUGCUCAGCUGGCUCAGCCCUCAGAGGUGUUUGCUGUGGAGGCGAGCUCCAUGGCGGAGUACACCAGACAGCUGGUGAAGCAGAACGGCUGCGAGGAGGUGGUGACGGUGCUGCAGGGACGAGCCGAGGAGAUCCAGCUACCGGAGCAGGUGGACGUGCUGGUGUCUGAGUGGAUGGGCAACUGCCUGCUGUUUGAGUUCAUGGUGGAGUCCGUGCUGCUGGCCAGGGACCGCUGGCUGAAGGAAGGAGGAGUGAUGUGGCCCUCGUCUGCAGCCCUCACUCUGGUUCCAUGUCAGGCCGACAGCUACUAUGCAGAGAAGAUGUCCUUCUGGGAGCAGCCCUACGGCCUGGACUUCACUCCUCUACAGCCCUUGGCGCAGCAGGAGUUUUUCACCAAGCCAAAGUUCAGCCACCUCAUCGAGCCGGAUGACUGCCUCGCCGCUCCCUGUGAUGUCUUCGGUCUGGACAUGUACACUCUGCAAGUCAAAGACCUGGAGGAAAUAAAGGGUCAGUUUCAUUUUUGUGUGGAGAAGUCUGGUGUUUUCCAUGGAUUCACCGCCUGGUUCACUGUUCAUUUCGAGAGCCUGGAGACGGGAGGUGCAACAGUGGAGCUGAACACGGGGCCUUACUCUGAGCCUACACACUGGAAGCAGACUCUGUUCAUGCUGGACAGGCCAGUCAGUGUGUAUGCCGGAGACUCCAUCAGUGGAACGGUUCUCCUGCGCAGGAACCCGGUGUGGAGACGCCACAUGACUGUCACCCUGCAGUGGAGCAUUAACAGCAGCACAGAGGACACAGACAACUGCCAGGUUGGGACAAAGAGUUUCCCCAUGUGGAGGUGACAGAGUCCAUCAGCGGUGGAGAUCCACAGGGAAUAGUUUAACACAUCUUCUGUUGAGUUUAGGGUCAGUGAGGUAUCCGCUGUGAGCUGCUACUGACCUGGAAUGAAGUGUGAAGAUCAACGGAGGCUCAUGGUGGCCCAACAUGGACCGUGUUAUCAAGGCAGAAUAACAAAGAAGAAGUUCCAUGCUAAGUAUGAACUGUGGAGCUUUAGUGUAACUUGGACCUUAGUGCUCAAAAGACGUCUUUUUAAAAAAAGACAAUGGCUGUUGACUGAAACAACAAAGAGCUUUAACCCUUUAUUGGGCGAAGAACCGUAUUUGGUAACUUCGGUGGGGGGAGGUAAUAUUUAGAGAAAAAAGUUGCAAAUUUACUCGAUUAAAGUGGCAAAUCUACAAGAAAAAAAGUUGCAGAUUUAAGAGAUUUAAAGUGGCAAAUCUACACGAAAAGAAGUCACAGAUUUACGAGAAAAAAAGUGGGGAAAAAAGCAAUUUUUUUCCUCGCAGAUUCACCACUUUAAAUCUCCUAAAUCUGCGCAUUUUUUUCUUGUAGAUUUGCCGCUUUAAUCUCGGGUCCGUAUGGUUUUUUUUUACACAUUCUGGCAGUAUGUAAUAUCUUCUAAUAUUCUCUAGGGUUGAAAUUUGGAAUUUGCAAGUACUUCAAUGAGUGCCCUAUUAAGGGUUAAGCAGGUAGUGCUUCAGUCCUCCACACUAUACUUUUAUGUUUAUUUUUACUCUAUGUGUGUUCUGUUUUACAAUGGGCAUUUUAUGUACAUUGUUGGUAAAUUGUUCAAGUGCUGUAGGCAUUUAUGGGUUUAGAAAACAACAUUAACCAUGAA
This is a messenger RNA of Centropristis striata (black sea bass), 2242 nucleotides long. RefSeq names its product protein arginine methyltransferase 2 (gene prmt2). Gene Ontology annotation, biological process: peptidyl-arginine methylation. Lineage: Eukaryota; Metazoa; Chordata; Actinopteri; Perciformes; Serranidae. The record is from RefSeq and is a predicted model, not a curated record. Gene Ontology annotation, cellular component: nucleus. Gene Ontology annotation, molecular function: protein binding; protein-arginine N-methyltransferase activity. The transcript is spliced from 9 exons. The coding region runs from base 147 to 1406 and encodes 419 amino acids.